UUAGAACGCAAAACCUUUUCUGGGCAUCCUGAAUGAAUGGACUCUGAAAUUUCGCCUGAAAAUUACUGGAUAACUAGACAUUUACAGACACAGAAUCAAUUUUUCUUUGUUAUUAACCAGAAACUGAAAAUUGUUGAGUUUUCCCAACUUCAUGUAUAAUAUCUCGAGAUGGCGAGCGGAGGAAGCAGUAAGGAGAUCAAGCAGCUUCUGAAGAACGCCAGAGAGGCAAUAAGGAGCAAGGAGUACAAGGAAGCACUCAAACACUGCAAGGCCGUUUUGAAGCAGGACAAGACCAACUACAACGCCUUGGUGUUUGUCGGGGUAGCCGCAGCAGAGUUGGACCAGCCUGACCAGGCCGUGGCUGCCUACAGGAAAGCCAUCGAGACCGAUCAACAACAACUUCUGGCUUGGCAGGGUUUGGCUGGGUUCUACGAGAAAAGCGGGAACCCGGACCAUCGGCCGGAACUCGCCGGCGUUUACAGUCAGCUGAGGGAGCUGUUUCAAUCCAAAGACCCCAAAAAGUGGCGCGAGGUGUCGGAGAAACUGGCGCGAUUGCAGGAUGAACUGGGCGACACAGAGCAGGCGGUUCAAGUUCUCAAGUCCCUCAUCCAAUCAGAAGAGAGUGAAGACGCACCAGCGAGUGUGAGACACUGGAUUCAGAUAGCUGAUGCAUUGGCCAAAGUGCCUGCAUUGGUAGAGGAGUACAUCAUGCUUUUGGAGAGAGCUUACAAGAUUAUUCUGGAGUCCGGAGAGGACAGACAGCAGCACUUUGGUAACUACAUCAAGUUCUUGUCGAAGUGCAAUGACGUCAGUGAUGAUCGUGUCCGAACAGAAUGCCUCAGGAUGCACGAACUAUUCCCCUCAGAUACCUACCCUCUGACAAUCCUGGCGGGGAUAUAUCUGAAGUGCAAACCAGAAUGCCUCGACGAAGUAGCGGAGUCCGUGUAUACCAAACUACACAGUCUGGACGAGACAUCCUCCUCAGCAUUCCUGGGAAUAGGACAAACCAGCCUGGCCCGCAGGAAUUAUCUACUUGCAAGAGACAAGCUUCAAGAAGGUCUUAAUGGAAGCAGAAACAAUGUACACGGCUGGCUGUAUCUCGCCAUGGCCCAGCUUGGUCUCCAUGACAACCGGGCAGCAGUGGAGUCAUCAAAGGAAGGGCUUAAAGUACUGACCGUUAGCAAGCAGCUGGCAGCCUCGCAACUAAAGAGGGCGCUUUUGACAGUUCAGGCUGAUGCGCUACUAGACGCAGGAACCCGUAGUCAGGCGCAGAAGGCGUUGCAGAUCUACCAAAAAGCGAAGUAA
Patiria miniata (bat star) is the source of this 1305-nucleotide messenger RNA. Its product is annotated as tetratricopeptide repeat protein 37-like. NCBI's taxonomy places the organism in Eukaryota, Metazoa, Echinodermata, Asteroidea, Valvatida, Asterinidae. Gene Ontology annotation, molecular function: protein binding. The transcript has 11 exons. Bases 169 to 1305 code for a protein of 378 amino acids. The record is from RefSeq and is a predicted model, not a curated record. Gene Ontology annotation, cellular component: Ski complex.